AUGCCAAUCGAUAGGAAAAAACUUUCAAAAACUAUAACUGGUGAUAAAUCAUCAUCGGUUUUGUUCACCGAAAAAUUAAAGAAAGUACCACCUACACCUUUUCAAAAAGAGUUUGACCGUAUUAAUGAAUCAUCGGCAUUGGAAUAUAACAAGGGUCUAAUGAAACCAAAACGUGAUAGAGAAUAA
Molecule: messenger RNA, 186 nt
Organism: Dictyostelium discoideum AX4
Lineage: Eukaryota; Evosea; Eumycetozoa; Dictyosteliales; Dictyosteliaceae
Exons: 1
Coding region: 1-186 (61 amino acids)
Source: RefSeq, a predicted model, not a curated record